Molecule: messenger RNA, 1487 nt
Organism: Arachis ipaensis
Lineage: Eukaryota; Viridiplantae; Streptophyta; Magnoliopsida; Fabales; Fabaceae
Product: TMV resistance protein N-like
Biological process (GO): signal transduction; defense response
Molecular function (GO): ADP binding
Source: RefSeq, a predicted model, not a curated record
UGUAUAUCGACCGUCCACUUGGAUGUGAUUCUGAACUUGAGGAGGCAAAAUCACUUCUAGAGAUUGGUUCUCAUGCUACCUGUUUCAUGCUGGGAAUUCAUGGAGAUGGUGAUGAAAUAAACAAAUUUGUUGCGGAGCUCUAUAACAAGAUUAGGCCUCACUUUGUAACUGCAAGUUUUCUUUCCAAUAUCAGUGAGAAAACAAACGAAAGUGGUGGUGGCCUAGAACAUCUACAAGAAACUCUUCUUUCUGAGAUGGGAGAGGAGGUCAGGACUAAGAUUGGAAGCACAUUCAAAGGAUCCUCUGAAAUUAAACAAAGACUAGGCCAAAAAAGAGUUCUUCUGGUUUUGGAUGAUGUUGAUAAUAUACAACAACUGGAUUCACUAGCUAGAAGAAUGGAUUGGUUUGGUCCUGGUAGUAGGAUCAUUAUAACAACAAGAUAUGAAGAUGUGCUAGAUGAUCAUAUUUUGAACAAUUGUGUUGAGGUUAAGAAAUAUUGCAUCGCUGAAGGAAGUAGUUCUACUGUGAAGGAAGAAAAUGUAGUGGGAUUGGAGAAAGAUUUUGAAAUUGUGAUUAAUCAACUCAAGGAAGAAGAUUCUCCUGGGAAUGUUGUUUCCAUUGUUGGCAUGGGUGGGUUAGGCAAGACCACCCUUGCUCGAAAGAUCUACAAUAGCGAUGAGGUGAAGAUGUUAUUCCCUUGCCGUGCAUGGGCAACUGUUUCCAAGGAUUACAGUGGAAAGGAAGUUUUUAAGAGCCUUUUCAAGUGUCUGAAGCCGUCUGCAUCUAAAUUUGAAGAUUCAAGUAGUGAAGAGGAGCUAAAGCAGAAGGUGAAGAAAUGUCUGGAAGGAAAAAAGUACUUGGUAGUCCUUGAUGAUGUUUGGGACAGUAAAGCAUGGCGCACUAUAAAGAAUUGUUUCCCAGAAAACAACAAUGGUGGCAUGAUACUAGUAACUACUCGUAAUGAUCAGGUGGCUUAUGUUUCAGAGUCAAAGAAACCUCAUCACAAGCUUUCCUUUAUGGAUAAAGAAAGAAGUUGGGAACUGUUUCACAAGGAGGUUUUCUGCAGAAGAAAUUGUCCUCCUGAGCUAGAAUCUAUUGGCAGAUCAAUUGUUGAAACUUGCAAGGGUUUACCAAGAUAACGUGUAAUGAAUCAUGUAGGAUCCUAUGCCAGUAUAGUAACAUGUAAUGAAUCAUGCACUUGUUCGUUGUUCAUUUAUCAAGAUGUUGAACAUGUGUGGCCAGAUCAUAUUCCAGAAGAUUGCCAAGUUAAUGUGCUAUAUUUUCCAGAAUCGUUCACAAAAAUAAAUAGAACAGUAACAGAUGAGUAUUUGAAGGGGUUGGUCAAAAGCCUCAGGUUCUUGAAAACGGGCUUUUCUGAAUCAAAUGACUUAUGUAAAUUUCAGAGUUUAGAAACAUGUGAUAUGACCUAUGUUAUCAAUGGCCUAAGUAUUGGGGGCUUCAAGAAACUGAGACAUCUUCGUAGUGAA